UCCGCCAGGCUGCCCCUGGCAACCAGGCCAGAACCUGUGCUGAGUUCUCUGCAGAGGGCCUCAGGGCCAGGAUCCUGGAGCUGGGAGCAGGAGGCCCGAGACAUGAACAAAAUCUUCCCCCAGGGAGACAGCGAUGACAAUGCUGCUGGAACCAAAGCCCUCCCCCGAGGGGAAGGCUGCGGCCCCCUCUGCGGCUCACGCCAGGGCGCCUGCCUCUCAGCCUUCUUGCUGCUCCUGCUGGUCACUCUCGCUGCCCUCAUCGCCCUGGUCUCCAUCCUGGGAUUCCCACAACACACACCAGGGGCCCAGACCUGUGUAACGCUGACGAACAGGACGGGCUUCUUGUGCCAUGACCGGAGGAGCUGCAUCCCCGCCAGCAGGGUCUGUGAUGGCGUCCGCACCUGCGCCCACGGCGAGGAUGAGGACGAGGCCAUGUGCCGGGAUAUGCCCCAGAGCCUCCCCAGCUUCCUCGUGGCCCGCUGUGGAGACCCGUCUUUCUGGAUCUACUCAGACCAAAAGUGUGAUGGGACCAACAACUGUGGGGACUGCUCAGAUGAACUGAGCCCAGUGACGACGUGCCCACCCUGUGGCCCGGGCUGGUGGCGCUGCCCCUCGACUGUCUUCGGGUACUGUGGCUGCAUCCCCAGGAGCCUCUGCCGCGACCACACACAGCACUGCUCCGACUGGUCUGAUGAGUACUCCUGUCCUGGACCCUGAGGGGGCCCCCAGGCCGGAGGGGAGGCCGGUUGGAAAGGCACUGAUAGGCCUUCACAGGAGCAGCGAAUGCAAGAACACAAGGAUGGGAAGGAGGCUUCAAGGUCAUCUAGGGGAUCCGCGCACCAUUGUCUCUGAAUAAGAGUUGCCUCUCCUUGCUUUCAAGUUGUUUAGCCUCUCCUUGAAUGCCUCCAGGGACAGGGGCUUACGACCAAGUCAGAUCACUCCUAACCAAGAUGAAGGGGAUCCACUUUCCUGAUUUUAGGCAUGUCUCCGGGGCCACACAGAACAAAUCCGUUCUCUGCCCCAAGAGAGGCUUGCAGCUCCUGAUCCUAUCACCCCUUAGAAAAAAGAUAAAACCAAGCCAAGGAGUUCGGAUCUCAUAGAUGCCACAUAUAUGUGAAGUGGAUGCCACUUUCUGCUCCCUUGGGGACCCAAGACAGAUAUUGCUGGGGUCACAUGCAGCCUUAUAUUUUUCUCCACUCAGUGAUCCUAGCAGGCCUCGCUGGCUGAUCACGGGAGAUGGCACUCGAGGCAGGGUAUUGGCUAUCCUACCUACCCUUGGAAGCCAUCCCGAGGGCUCUGAGCUGGAGAAUAGAAGGUCAGGAGAAAGAGUAGCUUGAGGUGCUCCUCACUGCCCUUCUGUCUAUCCCAUUCUGCACGCUGCCACCUGUAACCAGUUGCCCAACCCAACAGCCCAGCUCUCCUGAAGAAGGGAUUGCAUUUUGGUCCUGGAAGCUGAGUGAAUGAACAGUUUCUCUGAUACUUUCCAGUUUCACAACAGCCAGACAGACAAGGAUAGGUAUCCCUGUUAAACAGAUGAGGAAACCGAGGCCUAGAGGAAGAAAUGACUUGCUCAGGUCAUCCAGCAAAGUCAGUGCCAGAACUGGAACCCAAGCACGGUCUCUGGCGUCCCACCUCUGAAGCCUUUCUGCUCCCAAUGGGAUUAUACCUUGGCCAGGGACAGAAUCUCCUUGGGGUACUUUAAAAAGGUAAUUUCGUGGGCAGCUGAGUGGGUUGAGCAUCUGACUCCUGGUUUCAACUCUGGUUUCAAUUU
Mustela erminea (ermine) is the source of this 1771-nucleotide messenger RNA. RefSeq names its product low density lipoprotein receptor class A domain containing 1 (gene LDLRAD1). Lineage: Eukaryota; Metazoa; Chordata; Mammalia; Carnivora; Mustelidae. The coding region runs from base 103 to 717 and encodes 204 amino acids. Gene Ontology annotation, cellular component: plasma membrane. The transcript is spliced from 6 exons. The record is from RefSeq and is a predicted model, not a curated record. Gene Ontology annotation, molecular function: protein binding.